CUGACAGUUGUCCAACGAGCUUUUGAUGAUGCAGGGUUCAGUGGGAAUUUGAUAUUUAUGUGUUUUAUAAUAUUUAUAUUUCAUUGAUAAGAUGCUAGAGGAGGGCGAUCGAUAGUCGACAUCAUACGUUUUAAUUAGUGCGAACCUGACGAGGGUCUGCUGAAUUAUGGUAGAAGGAAGUCAUAUUUCCUGUAUUAUAUCACAAACAUAUUGUUAAUGAUCUUUAUAUCCUCUGUAUACCAAUAUAUACGGGCGUAUAACGAUUAGACAUUCCAUUAGAAAGGGGAGAAUCACAGACUAUAUGAUUCAUAGUUGUGUCAGCAAGUAAAAGGAAACAUGUCUGGCUUCAUCAGCAAACCUCUAAGUGGAUGGAUCCAUUCAGACAAGGUGAUCUCCAGGCAGGGAGCUUCAUAUGCUGUCAGAUACAUUGGUUGUUUGGAGGUGGUUGUGUCAAUGAGAGUAUUAGAUUUCCAGACUAGAUCGAAUGUUGCCAAGGUUUGCAUAAGUCGUGUUUGUGAGACUGCUGGCUUGAAAACUGCAGAUAAGAAGCAGAGGAUUGAUAAAAAGGUGUUAACAGCGAUUGCCGAGAAACCAAAAAUGCUUUCUGCAGGCACAAAUGUUAAUUUGAAUAUAUCCAGCACCAAUUUAACAUUAACAAGCCUUGAAACUGGUUCAGUGAUAGCUUGUCAUGACAUGCCUCGGAUAUCUUUUGCAUCUGGAGGGGACUUGGACACUCUAGAUUUUGUUGCUUAUAUAGCUAAAGACACAAAUGAUUGGAGAGCUUGCUAUGUGCUAGAAUGUGGUGGAGGCUUGGCCAAGGAUGUCAUAUCAACUAUAGGUCAAGCCUUUGAGUUGAGGUACAAGCAGUAUAUGAAGCCGGCCCUCUCCCUUAGUCAUACCGCUACUUCCAGCGGUGGUGAUGCCGACAAAGAUUACUACAACGAUCUCCCAGGCAAGGUGCCGCCGGAUUGCGGUCCUCCACCUGUCCCACCACUCCCAACCGUCGUUCCUCCCUUAAACACACUGCCUCUAGUACAAAGUCCAAAUCUUAUUGAUCUUAAUUCAGAACCACUGCAAGACACUAGGCACGAUUAUGUCAACGAUUGUAUAACAUCGUCCAGAGAACGCGACGUUUUCGAUAUGCAACCAUUCACACAUCAUCAUCAUCAUAUGCCUGUGCAAGGAAACGAUUUGGUAAAUGAGAUCUGGUACCAUGGACAAAUCAGCAGAGGUGAAGCAGAGAAAAGACUUCUGAAAGAUGGUGAUUUCUUAGUGCGCGAAUCACCAAACACAAAGGGGCAAUAUGUGUUGUCAGGGAUGCAAGAUAACAUGAAAAAACACUUGUUACUGAUCGAUCCCGAAGGAGUGGUUCGCACCAAGGAUCGAAUGUUCCAUAGUAUUAGCCACCUGAUCGACUUCCACUGCGAAAACUCGUUGCCCAUUAUUUCAGCUGAAAGUGCCCUAGUGUUGAGGAGCCCUGUUCUUAGGAUGAAUUAAAGUCAGUUUUCUUUUAUUUUUAUUAUUUUACUUUUGUUUUUGAUUGCUCUAAACAACGCUUUGCGACUAAGACAACGGUUUUCUUUGACAAGACAAGUCGUUCGAGCGUAUUGGUCUUCAAGACUGGAACUCUUCCAGAUCAAACGUUCUUAUAAAAAAUCAUUUAAUUUAUUUGUCUAUUAUUACAAACGCCUCGGAUACAAUAUAAAUAAAUGUACUUGACAAUUUAUACAAUAGUAUAUGUUGUACGAUAUAUUUUCACAAGGCAACAAAUUUAAUUUACUGAGUUAUCCAUGAAUACUACGCGACACUUGACAAGUAACGCGUAGUUUGUACUAUUAACCAAUUAAUACGUAAUAUUUGCGCUUAAUACAAAUAAAGUUUUGUUUUUAUUUUAAUUAUAAACAAUUUAAAAAAAAAUAAAUAAACAAAUACAUCUGCGACCAAUUUGCGGCAAGAAUGAAGAUGUAUUAGUAUAUUCAACCGGUUUAUUGACCAUAACUAAAGAAAUUGUUUAAUAUUUUUACAAUUCAAAUUUUUUUAUACAAAUCCUUGUUGGAAG
This is a messenger RNA of Nicrophorus vespilloides, 2059 nucleotides long. Its product is annotated as SHC-transforming protein 4. Bases 337 to 1497 code for a protein of 386 amino acids. The record is from RefSeq and is a predicted model, not a curated record. The transcript has 6 exons. Gene Ontology annotation, cellular component: plasma membrane. Gene Ontology annotation, molecular function: receptor tyrosine kinase binding. NCBI's taxonomy places the organism in Eukaryota, Metazoa, Arthropoda, Insecta, Coleoptera, Silphidae. Gene Ontology annotation, biological process: intracellular signal transduction; cell surface receptor protein tyrosine kinase signaling pathway.